Messenger RNA from Heterotrigona itama, 1582 nucleotides. Lineage: Eukaryota; Metazoa; Arthropoda; Insecta; Hymenoptera; Apidae. The record is from the annotation of a GenBank genome assembly.
UUUUUUUUUUUUUUUAAUUUUUACGCGCUUGCGCUCACGCGUACGUCAAAGUUAUUUACGCCUUUAACCAAUUCCCGUCUAGUCACAAAAUUGUUUCCGAUGUGGAAGUCACGUAUCUCAAAAGUUUUCCUUAUUCCUAGCGUUUGCAUCUAAAAGGCAGUUAGCACUGACUGUAAAUUGAAUUUUAUAAUGCUCUUUUGCGUUUGUUUUAUCGAAGGAACGUUUACGUGUGUCAGACAGAUUUAGUUGAUUAAUGGGUGCUGCGCACACGACUAAAAUGGACAAUUCUCAACGUUCAGACAGUCGAGAAAAUACAGAUGAACAGCCGCGCGUGAACAGCAGCACGAGGCCACUAUCAAUUGAAGGACCAUCGAAUGUGAAUAAUGCCCAUCCGCAAGUAUUUGAACCGUUACCAAAUCAACCUAGGCAACCAACAAAUUUACAAGGAUUACUUAGAUUUGCCAUGGAAGCGACCAAUUCUCAGAACGUAGCCAGUAAUACUCAGUUUCAAUCUUUGGAUGAAGAAAGACGAGAAUUUUUGAAGCAGACACUUAGCUCUUUGUCGUGUAACGUAAUCGAAGAAUUACAGAGAACUAUCAAACUUUUGUCAAACGUAAUUGAUCUUCGACCAGAUGACGAUACAUCAGAACAUGAAUCGGCAUUGGAAAGAAUUGCAGAUUUUGUAGAUAAUAUAGACAUUGCUAAUGACUUUUAUAAGAUAGGAGGUUUUUCUAUAUUUGGUCCAUGCUUGAACUCUCCUCACAGCAGCAUUAGAUGGAGAGCAGCAGAUUUAAUCGCAGAACUAGCUCAAAAUAAUCCCUUUUGCCAAGAAAAGUUUUUAGAAACUGGCUUGUUUCCUACGUUAUUGAAUAUGAUAGACACAGAUCCAGCAGAAUCUGUUAGAAUCAAAGCUUUAUAUGCUGUUUCUUGUAAGUAUGAAACUUUUACUCAAAUAGCAGGCACAUUUAUUUGUUCUAUCCAUACUCACAUAUCCAUACUCACGUUCAUUUAUAACAAAUACGACACAGGCAUAGUUCGAGAGCAUCCAAUAUCUUUGACAUACAUGGAUUUAAACGAUGGAUAUUCUGUCCUGUUAAGAGCUAUACAGAGCCCAAUAAAAAAACUACAAAUCAAAUCUGCGUUUCUCUUGUCAUCUCUGUGUAACAAGGAGAAUGUAAAUAAUUUGAAAUUAAGCUUAGUAAAUAUGGGCUUGAUCGAGCAAGCAACAGGUUUGUUGGCCAUCGGUGAUUUGCUUCCAGAGAUAAGGGAUCAACUACUCAAUAUUCUUGAUGGUCUGACCAAUGAUGAUUUCAUUCCUGCUUUAAAAGAAUGUCGACGAUCAGAACUUGGCUUGCAAUCCACGCUGGAGCGUUACAUCAGGGAUUUAAAACAAGAAGAAAAUUUCGAUCAGAUAGAUGUAUGCUAUCGGCUAUUGAAGAAAGUUUUCUCUGAUCAAGAUACAAAUCAAGAAAGAUAAUCGUAGUUUUGUAAUAACGCCGGAUUUCCUUUAUGUGUAUUGAAUUUGUAUAUUACAAAAUAUUAUGAAAUUCAUAAAUAAAAUAAAUGUAUUUUGUUUAUAGUA